Strongylocentrotus purpuratus (purple sea urchin) is the source of this 1536-nucleotide messenger RNA. RefSeq names its product galanin receptor type 2-like. The record is from RefSeq and is a predicted model, not a curated record. Gene Ontology annotation, molecular function: G protein-coupled receptor activity. Bases 135 to 1451 code for a protein of 438 amino acids. Gene Ontology annotation, biological process: G protein-coupled receptor signaling pathway. NCBI's taxonomy places the organism in Eukaryota, Metazoa, Echinodermata, Echinoidea, Camarodonta, Strongylocentrotidae. Gene Ontology annotation, cellular component: membrane. The transcript is spliced from 2 exons.
AUUCGUGUGUUCGUUACUCAAUGUGUUAUCUCUGCCUUUAAUAGCGAUGAAAUCGGAAACAGGCGAAUUGCUCAUGUGAUCUCAUAUAUCAUCCGAAACUUUUGUCAUCAUUUAAUUGCUGGUUCUUGACGAGAAUGGAAAAGACGGUCACGGUGGAAACAACGGCAAAUGUGACAAUCGGAGAACUCACAUCUAGCGUGGACCCUACCACAACUAAGGUCCAUGCAUCUAGCAUGUCAACGAGUUCGGAACCUGAAAUGAAGAGUGACGUUUGGAAAGCGAGGAAUGACGGAUGGAAUGUUACAGCUGACGCAUGGGACAAUACGACUGACGCAUGGUAUGUGACGACUGAGGCAUGGAACGGCACGAUUGACGCAUGGAGCGGUACAACGGAAUGGACAUUCAAUAAUAAUGGUACCCUGACAUCGAGGUCGUCCUCUGAAGAAUGGGUGUGGUCCCCUGUUUCCUGGCCAUGGUGGCAGAUCGUGCAGUUUAUCCUAGCCGUCGUGGGCAUCAUUGGAAACUUUCUGGUGAUGCUUAUCCUCUUUCGUCAAAAACGUCACAGUUACUCCACCGACACCCUGAUCGCCGCCCUGGCCGCCGCCGACUUCACGACGUCGAUCUCAAUCCUACCGCAUCCGCGCGCGACGACGCUCCCGGAUACGCCGACAGGCCAGGUCUACUGCCGGAUUAUCCAUUCAUCCGUGAUCAUGUGGAUAUCAAUCUGCGCGUCCAUUUUCACCCUGACGACGAUCUCGGUUGAGAGGCUGCUUGCGAUACGGUAUCCGUUCACAUUUCAGCGCAUGUUUACACCGCGACGCAGCGUCCUCGUAAUCGUCGUCAUCUGGCUCGUUGCCGUCGCCAUCAACUCGUACAGUUUAUACAUCCACUUCGUCCAGGACGGGACGUGCGUUACCAUAUUCCCCACGGCGCUGUUCCAAAAGAUCAUCGGUGUGACGUUAUUUCUUGUGGAAUACGUCAUCCCCGUCAUCAUCAUGCUGACCGCACACGCGUUGACGAUCCACAGCCUUCGCCAGCGCGCGAGCCCGGUGACCGUCGGCCAGGAGCGACAGAAGCACGCGCUGAAGCUGAUGAAGGCACGACAUCGCGUCCUCCAAAUGCUCUUUAUCGUUGUUAUCACCUUCAUUAUCUGCUGGACUCCUGAUCAGUUCGGCUUUCUGGUGUUCAACCUCGGCGUCGUUGACUUCACCCAUCUCUUUAGUCCACUCUACCGCGCCUUCGUUGUCCUAGCCUUUGCAAACUCUUGCCUCAAUCCUAUCAUCUACGCCUCUAGGAACCUGAGGUUCAGGAAAGCCCUUGGAGAUCUCUUUAAAGGCGUCUGCACACCUAGUGGACAGUCAGUCUUUGCAGGCUUUGAAGACGAUGAUGACAGCAAGGAAAUGAAUACAGGCGCUACAGAUGUACCAACCAAUGACCAAUCUCAGGUUUAAGCUGCUCAAAAUGAUCAAUUAGCACAAUUGCAAAGACUUCCGAAAAUAAAUUUAACUCAUUUUGUUGGGGGGGGGGAAAUAAAAA